Messenger RNA from Lachancea mirantina, 183 nucleotides. The record is from the annotation of a GenBank genome assembly. NCBI's taxonomy places the organism in Eukaryota, Fungi, Ascomycota, Saccharomycetes, Saccharomycetales, Saccharomycetaceae.
AUGUCUGCUAUUGUACCUAUUACCGGAACACUCAGAAAGAGAAUUAUUGCCGACAUCGCGAUCGGAUUUGCGAUUGGUGGUGCCAUGGGCUCUUACUGGUGGUGGGGGUUCCACAAGGGCAAAAUCAACAAAAGGGAGGACUUUUACUCUAAACUUGCUGCUGAAAAAGCUGCUGAAAACUGA